Messenger RNA from Eimeria acervulina, 4065 nucleotides. RefSeq lists its product as hypothetical. Gene Ontology annotation, cellular component: nucleus. The record is from RefSeq and is a predicted model, not a curated record. The transcript has 11 exons. NCBI's taxonomy places the organism in Eukaryota, Apicomplexa, Conoidasida, Eucoccidiorida, Eimeriidae. Gene Ontology annotation, biological process: regulation of transcription by RNA polymerase II. Gene Ontology annotation, molecular function: transcription cis-regulatory region binding. Bases 1 to 4065 code for a protein of 1354 amino acids.
AUGGCUCUGUUUGCCCGCCGCGGCGUUGUACGCCAGGCUCGCAAAGCAAAGACAGAGAGCAGCGAUGAGGAGGAGGAGGAAGAGCAGCAGCAGCAGCAGACACCGAGAGCUGCUGUUCUGAAGGCGGCAGCAGCAGCUGCAGCAGGGCUUCCUUCGCCUCCCCAAGCAGCUGCUGCGGCAGCAGCAACAGCAGCAGCAGCAUAUAGCAUCCGGCAGAGCGCUGCAGUAACCGCAGCAAAGUCGCAUGCAGCAGCAGCAGCUGCUGCUGCUGCUCUUCCUGCUGAGCUACAGCUUCUAGACAGCACUUUUCAGAGUGCCCUAGAAGAGCUAGAAGCAGACGAGCCGCUGCAGCAGCAGCUGCUGCGGCAGCAGCAGCAACACCUCGAGCAGCAGCAGCAGCGGGGGCUGCUGGCGCAGCAGCAACCCAAAAAGAAGCUUCUUGCUGCUGGAGCUUGUGCAGUAGGAAGCAGCCGCGUAUUCGUGCAGCAGCAGCAGCAGCACCAGCAGCUUAUGCAGCAGCAGCAAGCAGCAGCAGCAGCAGCAAGAGCACAGCGACUCAGCUUUGGCUUCGGGGACGACGAAACACCCCCUGUGCAACGGGGCGCAGCAGCAGCAGUGAGGGAAUUCCUUGAGGAGCAGCUGCCUAGCAGCAGCAAGCCACGAAGUGCCAGCAGCAAGAGCAGCAGCAGCAGCAGCAGCAGCAAGGAUUCAGGUGGUCGGCGCAGCGGCAGCCGAGACCCGGAUGCUAGACAGAGGGGAAGCAGCAGCAGCAGCAGCAAAGACAGCAGCAGCAGCAGCAAACCUGUGGUCGUAGUCAACCCCACGGGCAGUGUGGGUAUUGUUCUGAAGGCGACGCAUGCCAGCAGCAGCAGCAGCAGCAAGAGCAGCAGCAAAAGCAGCAGCAGCAGCAGCAGCAGCAGCAGCAGCAAAGACAGCAGCAGCAGACGACAUGAGUUUAACCCGCGAAGCAGCAGCAGCAGCAGCAGCAGCAGCAGCAGCAGGCAGUCGACAUCAAGAGGUUUGGGUCCUUCAGAUGCUGCUGCUGGGCCUCGCACAACUUCACCAGCAGCAGCAGCAGCAUCACCAGCAGCAGCAGCAGCAGCAAGAAGCCGCGAGGCUGCUGCUGAGCCGCGCAUCUUUUCAUUGGCGGAGCUGGAAGACCGCAAGUCUGCUGCAGCAGCAGCAGCAGCAGCAGCAGCAGAUGACGGAACAGCAGAGCUGCCUUUUGCUGCACUCGCGCAGAUGGCGCGGCGCUCCAGGCAGCAGGCGAGAGCAGCAGACAGCAGCAGCAGCAGCAGCAGCAGCCACAAGGCAGGAACCCCGAGUGUCUCCUGUUUCGGCGAGUACACGGAGGAAGACGAAGCAGCAGCAACAGGCAGCAGCAGCAGCAACAACAGCAGCAGCAGCAAGAGCUGGCUGGCAAGAGAAGCAAUGCUGCAGCUGCGGGGGGUGCCGUUGCUGCAGCAGCUCUCAGAGGAGUCGGAGCAGGCAGCAGUUGAGGCCUGGGAGCGAGAGCAAAUCAUGAAAGGAGCUGGAAGGAAGCAGCUGCUGCUGCAGCAGCAGAAGCUUGAGAGGCGACAGCGGCAGCAACUUGAGGAGCAACAGCAGCAGCAGCAGCAGAUGAUUUUGAGCUCAUUCAGCGGCAUCGUUGGGCCUCAGGAUGCUGCUGCUGCUGCUGCUGCUGCUGAUGGUGAUGAUAGCAGCAGCAGCUCCAUUCGCCCUGCAGCAGAGCCUAGGAGAGCGGCGAGUGCAGCAGCAACAGCAACAGCAACAAAAUGCUUUGCUCAGCUGUGGGCUAGCAACAAUAGCAGCAGCAGCAGCAGCAGCAGCAGCAGCGCAGAGCAGCAAGCAGCAGCAGCAGUUGCUUGGAUAGAAGAACAGGCUGAGAUGCAGGCGGACCAGCAGCAGCAGCAGCAACAACAGAAGCAGCAGCAAAUAUACACCAAGAAAGCAGCAGCAACUCGAAUAGCGGCUCUUGAAGUCAAACAACUCAAAACGGAGCGGCGGCUGCAGCGAUUGCAGGAGUUCUUGAUGUACAUUGAAGACCUCAGCGGCUGCAUUCACGAGAAGAAACCCGCGGUGAAGAUGGCGGUGGAGGCGCUGCAGGCGCUUGAGACGGAUGAUGCAGACAGGAGGACUCAACGCCGUUUGGGGGACAUUGGCCGUUUGCUGCCUGAACGCAUUGAUGAAUUCGGCAGGAGUUUGAGUCUGCAAAAGAGAAGGAGGAGAUACGGCCCGAAGCUGCAGCAGCAGCAGCAGCAGCAGCCGCUGGGGCAGGUGCUGCGGCGGCUUCGGAAGUCUCCGCAUCCCUCUUCGCCUGAAGCUAUCGAAGCUUUUGGUGCAGCACGAACAGCAGCAGCAGCAGCAGCAGCAGCAGCGACAGCAGCAGCAGCAGCAGCAGCAGAUGUGGAAGUAGAUCCUGCUGCACUUGGCAGCAGCGAAUGCUGGGGCGAAGUGCUGGGCUCUGCUUUGUUCACUAGCGAUGAAGAGGGGCCCAGCAGCAGCAGCAGCAGCAGCAGCAGCAGCAGCAGCAGCAGCAGCUGUUCGAAGAGGCACAAGACAAAGAGACAGUUUUUGCAGGCUGCUGCGGAGAUCUUCGCUGAUGUGCGGCCCGAGUAUAAAGAGGUGGGGCAGAUAGUAGAGGAGUUUGCUGCAGCAUGCCGCAACUGUCCGGAAGACAUCGUUCAGGUGUAUGAACAGCUGCCGCUGCUGCAGCAGCUGAAGCAAAGUGUAGAAACUGUCUCUUCUUGGGGAUUGCUGUGGUGGUGUCCCCUUGAUGCUACAUUAACGCCUUCAACUCCUGCUGCUGCUGCUGCUGCUGCGGAGUGGUUCAAGCACCUACAGCAGCAGCAACAGCAGCAGCAGGAUGAGGAAGAAGAGAAACACAACAGCAGCAGCAGCAGCAAAAACAACAGAAACGGCACCAACAGCAACAGCAGCAGCAGCAGCAGCAACACGGAUGAGGACCCAGAGAAACCCUCUGAUUCUUCGCAAGGUGCUGCUGGCGACAGCUCUCCAGCAGCAGCAGCAGCAGCAGCUUCAGGAGAAGCAGCAGCGCCUCCAGCAGCAGCAGCAGCAGCAGCAGACACCGGAGUAGGGCCUUUGAGAGACAGAUCUGUUGUUAGCGGGCGAAUACUGCGGGGGGGCAGUGAAGUUGCUGACUUUGAAUUUAUUAGAGACAUAUUCAGCUUCUGUCAAUCUAUGGAGGCUCUCGCCAGCAGCAGCAGCAGCAGCAGCAGCAGCAGCAGCAGCAGCAGCAGCAACAUUGGGGAAGUUGCUGCUGCUUUCUCGGAUCUUCUGCUGGAGGUGGUGCAGGAAGUCGUCUUCCCAAGGGCGCUGCACUCGCUGCAGCAGAUGGAUUGCUGCAGCUUUGUUUCUGCUGCUGCUGCUGCUGCACUGCUGCAGGAGAUGCUGCUGUUCAGGGGCCCCGUUACAGAAGCAGCAAUAACGAAGCUGCUGCAGUUAUUUGUCGCUUCUUUCGUGAGCUCUGUUGAAAGUCUGCUGCCUGUACACUGCGUCAAGCGGGCACAGCAGCUGCUGCAGCAGCAGCAGCAGCAACAGCAGCCUGGGGGGACUGAUGCAGAGGAGCAGCAGCAGCAGCAGCAACAGCAACAGCAGGAGCAGCAAGCGGAUGCUGCAGCGCUUGAGGUGUAUGUACACCGUACACUUAAAGUAGUUGGGGUCGCCACCUUCUUCGAGGGAAUCCUCAGCGAGCAGCUGAUGCUGCAUAUUGUUAUGCAUCAUCUGUUUGAGCUGCGGCUGCAGCCGCUGCUGCAGCUGCUCCCCAGACGGAAGGGCUUGUUGGUGCUGCACGGCUUUGUGCGUCUGCUGCCGGUGAAGUGGCUGCUGCUGCUGCAGCAGCAGCAAGAGCAGCAGCAGCAGCAGCAGCAGCAUCAGAAGCAGCAGCACAGACUCUCUCUCCUCGUCAGCAGCUGCCUCGCCUUGGGUGCCGAUCUGAUAGACGAGACAGACAGGGCGGAGAUGCUGCUGCUGCUGCAGCGCAUCAGCCCUCAAGCGGACGCGCGAAAGAUUGAGGAGCUGCUGCGCAAGCGGCCGGCUAGCUAG